AUGGGCUACGGCAUAGUCACAGCCCGAGCUCUCCUCGCGAACCCAGGACAUGUGCACUGCGGCCCGGACGACCCAGUCAAGGGCCACGUGCAGCUAGACUAUCGCUAUAAAGCCGACGACGCCGGUGCUCAUAACACCAACAGCACUAAUCCCACCUCGUCGCACAUACGGCGCAUUACCGAGGAGUUCCACGGCCGGGUCAACGUCAUGGUCACCCUGCAGGGCCGGCUAGAUGUGAAGCGCUGGGACCUCGAUAGCCAAGAGUUCUUCGAGGACCGCGUGCCGCUGUUCCUCCGGCAGCUUCUUUUGUCCGACGGCAUUGUACGCCUCGCUUCGGCUAUACCUACCAAUACCACCACCACCACCACCACCACCCAGACGGUCAACUUCUCCUUUGAGCUCUCCUUCCCGCAACAACCAUGUCAAAACCACGUAGCAUUCAACACGGUCUCAGACCAGCCGCUCCCGCUAUCAACGUUUACCACUAAUCCCCUCGGCGACGUCCGCGUGCGGUACGAGGUAGCAGCCAGCAUAACCUUCCCCGGCGGACAAGACGUUAAGGUCGACGACCAGAGCGUGCGCGGCGGCUUCCCAGUAUCCGCGGACUUCAAGGGCACACUAGUGCUCUACGAGCUCGCGCCGCUGCGCAGAGCCGUGGGUGGCGCGAUCGAGGAGGACGACGACGACAACGACGACGACAACGACAGCGGCGGGAGUGGAAGCGGGAAUAGGAGCAGGAGGCGCAAGAAAAGGGCCAGUCUGCGGGAUAGGCUACUCGGCUCGUUCAGCCGGCUAUACUCGUACGACUGCCACGUCUCGUGCUCGAGCGACGUGCACCGCUCCCAGCCGCUCGUGCUGCAGAUCAGGAUCGUGCCCUCUAAGAGGAGGUCUACGGCGCGGGACAUGGACCGGGUGCGGGUCGAGCUGAUGGGCGUCAAGGUGCAGGUGAAGGGGCUGGUGCAGGGCGACGGGAGUACCAUCUUCGCGUCAGGUACAGCUGCGAAUGGAAACAGUAUAGGCACAGGCACACGAUCGUCACGAGAAUCGUCGUCUACGACAUUGAGCGAUUCGUCAUACGCAUCCGGACACCCACAAACAUCAGGCGCCCAGAUGAACCCGGACAAUGAUUGGACACAAGUCAUCGCGCUCAGCUCGGUUCUCAACAACGUGCCCAGCUCUGUCACGCCCGUAGAUAUAUAG
Messenger RNA from Microdochium trichocladiopsis, 1200 nucleotides. RefSeq lists its product as uncharacterized. The transcript is spliced from 3 exons. Bases 1 to 1200 code for a protein of 399 amino acids. The record is from RefSeq and is a predicted model, not a curated record. Lineage: Eukaryota; Fungi; Ascomycota; Sordariomycetes; Xylariales; Microdochiaceae.